AUGGAUAUUAAUAUCGACGAUAUUUUAGCUGAACUAGAUAGAGAUACUACAGCAGUGGACUCCACGGGCCACACCCAACAGGGAAACCAAUCAUCAUUAUCCACAUCAGAUAUUCCAGCAAAUAACACGACCAUUAUCGAUGUUUCUCCACAGCAAGACUUUAAACAAUUAAUGGUCCAUUGGAGAAAUGAACGUUGCUCUCCAGAAUUACUGUCAUACCCGGCACCACUCGUCGAAAGAAUGUUGAGUAGAAUUCAAUCACAAAUGGAAACUAUUGAAAAUAUUUCGAUGGGAUUUUUAGAAUCCAUGAGUCAGGGUCCCUCUGAUGAUAAUGGCGACAAGCUUACAUCACAUCAUAAUGACUCCAAAUUACCUUUACUUUGUAUGGAAGCUGAGUUAGAAAGGGUUAAAUUCAUUUUGAGAAGUUAUAUACGAUGUCGAUUACAAAAAGUGGAUAAAUUUUCAUUAUAUCUAAGACAAUUUGAUCCCAUACAAUUGGAUGACUUAUUAUCAGCGAAGGAGAAACUUUAUCAAUCAAGGCAUUCCGAAAUUUUGUUAAAGCUAUUAAAUGGAUCUGUAUUAAAAUUUAUGCCAGAGGAAUUACAAGCUAUUGAUGAUACUGAAGGGAGCGUGAAUAUGAUUGAAGAACCUGACUGGAAUAAAUUUGUUUUUAUCAUGGUUUGUGGACCCCCUGAUAAAUUAUUCAGUGAAGAUCCGUUAUUAUCGAAGAACGAAUAUGGGAAAUAUUGCUAUAACGUCACUAUAGCAGAAUUAAAGGAAGAUGUGGAAUUGACUCUUGAUAGUAUUUACGUAAUGAGAUAUCAAGUCGUUAGAGAACUGAUAAUGAGUGGGAAGGUGCAGUUGAUAUAG
Molecule: messenger RNA, 870 nt
Organism: Naumovozyma castellii
Lineage: Eukaryota; Fungi; Ascomycota; Saccharomycetes; Saccharomycetales; Saccharomycetaceae
Gene: SLD5
Product: DNA replication protein SLD5
Exons: 1
Coding region: 1-870 (289 amino acids)
Source: RefSeq, a predicted model, not a curated record